CAGGUGCAUGUGUAAAGGUAAAGUCGCGUUGUUCAUUUCGUCCGGAACCGCCGGUCAGACGCUUUGCAGCCUCAAUGUUGCAGCAGAUUGUGUGGCAUGUUGCGGCGAACUAUCAAGCUGUUUUUUUUUUGAUGUAUUGCAGGUUAUGCGUUUCCUGGCUGCAAGAGUAGUUUCACGCAUCCGAGAAGUACACGCCCCUCGGCCAGGUAUAGGAGAGCCAAAGCGAGGCGUUCGCGCGAGGGAAAUUAACCACUAAAGGACACUCCUGCGCAUGUUGCAAAUGAAAUUGAGCAGCUAGUCAACAGGAACUGACAAAAGCACCCAGGGAUACAAUUGGAGAUAAGCCGCUGGACUCGUGUUGAGAGACAAUUGGAAUGUGUGCUCAUGUGU
Messenger RNA from Cantharellus anzutake, 390 nucleotides. RefSeq lists its product as uncharacterized. Lineage: Eukaryota; Fungi; Basidiomycota; Agaricomycetes; Cantharellales; Hydnaceae. The transcript has 2 exons. The record is from RefSeq and is a predicted model, not a curated record. The coding region runs from base 8 to 256 and encodes 82 amino acids.